AUGCUUCAUGGAAACACUCAAUCUGCUACUGGGUUAUUUGCAGUGCCGGUCACGCUGACCACGAUUCUCAACAAGUGCGAAAAGGGCAAGUACGAGAAUGUUGAGAUGUUUGAACAGGAUUUCGAAGAGAUGCUUAGCAUGUCGAAGUCAUCGCUCCACGUUUCCACGAGGGCGUUGAAAGACGUGAAGGUGAUGGAGGAGUUGUUUGUUAAUGCGCAGUCCAACGCUGUGGCCGCGCUCAACACCGAUUGUGAUAUGCACUUAACACAGAAUACCGAUGUCGAGAGCCAAAUAGGGGCUGCAGAGGUCGUGGCUGUGGGUGAGCCGUUGCUGAGCGCACUGUGCGACGCAAAAGCCAAACGCAGCCGCAAGCUAGUCGACAUGUUCAUGAAACUCCCCUCACGGCGACAGGUGGGGACUUGUAGCUGCUUGGCGUGUUUUUAG
Sphaeroforma arctica JP610 is the source of this 444-nucleotide messenger RNA. RefSeq lists its product as hypothetical. Bases 1 to 444 code for a protein of 147 amino acids. The record is from RefSeq and is a predicted model, not a curated record. Gene Ontology annotation, molecular function: protein binding. The transcript has 3 exons. NCBI's taxonomy places the organism in Eukaryota, Ichthyosporea, Ichthyophonida.